GCUCCAUUUGCGCUAUAAUUUUAAUGAAAUGAAAUCUCUUUGGUUUUUUCUCUCUCUCUUUCUCUGUUAGUUUCAACAAUGGAAUUUUUGCAGUGACGCUCGGAUCCACGUUUCUCGAUCUUAGCGAUGAUAAGCUAUUGUCUCUCAUUCUCUACUUCUCCUCCUGUAAUCUCCAACGCUGCUGAUAUAUUCUCUCUUUGCUGUGACUGGUUGUAUGUAAUCUGAAAAUUUUGAAGAAUUAGAGGUGCUGGUUUGUGAUUUUUGAGUGUGCGAAUGAUAAUGACUGCCAGGCAGCGUCAAACGGUCCCGCUUUCUGUUCUGCUAAAGCGAGAAUUGGCAAAUGAGAGGAUUGAAAAACCUGAGUUAUCGCAUGGGCAGGCUAGUCAGAGUAAGAAAGGGGAGGACUUCACGUUGAUCAAGACCGAAUGCCAAAGAGUUGUUGGCGAUGGGGUUAGCACAUAUUCUGUUUUCGGGUUAUUUGAUGGACACAACGGGUCUGCAGCAGCAAUAUACACAAAAGAGAAUCUUCUAAACAAUGUCAUAAGUGCCAUUCCUGCUGAUCUUAACAGAGAUGAAUGGGUAGCAGCAUUGCCAAGGGCUCUGGUUGCAGGCUUUGUAAAAACAGAUAAAGAGUUUCAAGCAAAAGCACAAACAUCAGGAACAACUGCCACCUUUGUGAUAAUUGAAGGAUGGGUCAUAACUGUUGCAUCUGUCGGAGAUUCCAGCUGCAUUCUUGAAUCUGCUGAAGGUGAUAUCUAUUACUUGUCAGCAGAUCAUAGGCUUGAAUGCAAUGUAGAAGAGAGGGAGCGUGUUACUGCCAGUGGGGGUGAGGUAGGGCGACUUAAUACUGGUGUUGGUGCAGAGAUUGGUCCUUUGAGAUGUUGGCCUGGUGGCUUGUGCCUUUCACGAUCCAUUGGAGAUGUGGAUGUAGGCGAAUUCAUUGUUCCUGUUCCUUACGUGAAGCAAGUUAAGUUAUCUACAGGGCGUGGUAGGCUUAUUGUCUCGAGUGAUGGUGUUUGGGAUGCUUUAUCUGCCGAAAUGGCUGUUGAUUGUUGUCGAGGGAUGCCUGCAGAAGCCGCUGCUGCACAAAUUGUCAAAGAAGCUGUACACAUGAAGGGACUUAGAGAUGAUACAACCUGCAUUGUGAUUGAUAUAUCACAACCAGAGAAACCAGCUGGUCCUGUGCCAGCACCAAAAAAGCAGGUGAAGGGAGUGCUUAAGUCCAUGUUUCGCAGAAAAUCAUCUGAAUCAUCCUCUAAAGUUGAUAAAGAACAUCUUGAGUUAGAUGUGGUAGAGGAAUUAUAUGAGGAAGGAUCAGCCAUGCUUUCUGAGAGGUUAGAUACAAAGUAUCCACUUUGCAACAUGUUUAAGUUGUUCACAUGCGCAGUCUGUCAAGUAGAGAUAAAACCUGAAGAGGGUAUUUCAAUACAUGCUGGCUCAACUAAUUCAAGAAAGCUGCGUCCCUGGGAUGGUCCUUUCCUUUGCUUAAGUUGCCAGGAGAAGAAAGAAGCCAUGGAAGGAAAGAGACCAUCCGGAGAUAGACAUAGUAGCGAAAGUGACUAGCUUGCCAUCCUUGUAUUUGUGUUUCUCAAGCACUAGCAAUUGUUUCAAAGGUCAACAUAAAUGGGAAGAUGGAACCUUUUCACACUCAUAGCCCUGGUUUGAGCCAUUUAUGUUCAAGCUUGCAUUUGGACCUCUUGCAAUUUUUUCCUUGCUUCAAGUCAGAAGACCAGAGUUAGAGCAAUGCACAAUUUUAAAAAUUUGUUUCUGACUUGAGGAGUAAUAGCUGUUGUGGUUGCCACCUCAAAGAUUCGUGCAAGACUUUGAUAAAGCUUGCCAUUGCAUAGUAACACGUCAGAGCUUAUUUGUUUUCCCAUAUGAAUCAAUUCUUGUCCAAUUUGUAGAGCUAACAUCAAGUCAUAACGACCUUCAUGUGUAAUAUUGUUAUAUAGGGAGUUUGAGGGUUACUCAAUGCUAGUUCAUUCAAAAUGAGGCAAAACCUGUGUUAGCAACCUGCUGUAUGAAUAUGUUCGUGUAGUAUUUUAUUGAACCUUUAUUUUGUCAAGCAGCAAUGUGAACUUGAGAAAUAGAAAAAUUGGCUUUGUUC
Molecule: messenger RNA, 2107 nt
Organism: Hevea brasiliensis (rubber tree)
Lineage: Eukaryota; Viridiplantae; Streptophyta; Magnoliopsida; Malpighiales; Euphorbiaceae
Product: probable protein phosphatase 2C 12
Exons: 10
Coding region: 274-1563 (429 amino acids)
Biological process (GO): protein dephosphorylation
Molecular function (GO): protein serine/threonine phosphatase activity
Source: RefSeq, a predicted model, not a curated record